This is a messenger RNA of Solanum stenotomum, 1579 nucleotides long. Its product is annotated as abscisic acid 8'-hydroxylase CYP707A1. The transcript has 9 exons. NCBI's taxonomy places the organism in Eukaryota, Viridiplantae, Streptophyta, Magnoliopsida, Solanales, Solanaceae. Bases 75 to 1502 code for a protein of 475 amino acids. Gene Ontology annotation, molecular function: iron ion binding; (+)-abscisic acid 8'-hydroxylase activity; heme binding. Gene Ontology annotation, biological process: sterol metabolic process. The record is from RefSeq and is a predicted model, not a curated record.
CAACAAUAAAAAAAAUCACCUCAUUCACUAAACAAAAUUCAUUUGUCCAUUCUAUAAAAAAAAAAAAUAGCAACAUGGUUAAUUAUUUUGAAAUAUUUUUCUAUAUCUCUAUAUUUCUUCUUGGUAUCUUGUCCUAUUAUUUUUGUUUUAGCAAAAAUUACAAUUCAUCAUCCAAGAAAAAUGCUUAUAAACUUCCUCCUGGAUCAAUGGGAUGGCCUUAUGUUGGUGAAACUCUUCAACUCUACUCUCAAGACCCUAAUGCCUUCUUCAUUAACAGGCAAAGAAGGUUUGGUGAAAUUUUUAAGACAAAAAUACUAGGUUGUCCAUGUGUGAUGUUGGCAAGUCCAGAAGCUGCUAGAUUUGUACUAGUAAACCAAGCAAAUUUGUUUAAGCCAACUUAUCCUAAAAGUAAAGAGAAUUUAAUUGGUCAAUCUGCACUUUUUUUUCAUCAAGGAGAUUACCAUAAUCACCUUAGAAAACUUGUUCAAGCUUCUUUAAAUCCAGAAUCCAUUCGUAAUCAAAUCCCUUAUAUCGAAGAAUUAUCGAUUUCUGCAUUGAAUUCUUGGGUUGGAGGACAUGUUGUCAACACUUAUCAUGAGAUGAAAAAGUUUUCUUUUGAAGUAGGUAUACUUGCUAUAUUUGGACAUUUGGAUGGUCAAGUGAAGGAAGAAUUGAAGAAGAAUUAUAGCAUAGUUGAUAAAGGUUAUAAUUCAUUUCCAAUAAAUUUGCCAGGGAGUCUUUACAGAAAAGCCCUUCAAGCAAGAAGGAGACUUGGGAAGAUUUUAAGUGAAAUAAUAAGAGAAAGGAAGGAGAAGAAGGUACUAGAAAAAGGGUUGUUGAGUUGUUUCUUGAAUGCUAAAGAAGAAAAAGGAUUAUUGGUAUUAAAUGAAGAUCAAAUUGCUGAUAAUAUAAUUGGAGUUUUAUUUGCUGCACAAGAUACAACAGCAAGUGUUUUGACUUGGAUUUUAAAGUAUCUUCAUGAUAAUCCAAAGCUUCUUGAGUGUGUCAAGGCUGAACAGAAAGUGAUCUGGCAGUCAAAUGAACAAGAAAAUCAUGGGUUGACAUGGACACAAACAAGAAAGAUGCCUAUCACUAACAAGGUUGUUUUGGAGACACUGAGAAUGGCUAGCAUUAUAUCUUUUGCAUUUAGAGAGGCAGUAGCUGAUGUGGAAUACAAAGGAUACCUAAUUCCAAAAGGAUGGAAGGUAAUGCCUUUGUUCAGAAAUAUUCAUCACAACCCAGAGUUCUUUCCUGAUCCACAAAAAUUUGAUCCUUCAAGAUUUGAGAAUGCGCCAAAACCCAAUACAUUUAUGCCAUUUGGCAGUGGAGUACAUGCUUGUCCAGGGAAUGAACUUGCCAAGCUGGAAAUUCUAAUUAUGACACAUCAUCUAGUCACUAAAUUCAGGUGGGAAGUGGUAGGAUCUGGUAGUGGGAUUCAAUAUGGACCAUUCCCAGUCCCAUUGGGUGGACUAGCAGCAAGAUUUUGGAAGGAAUCAACCUAAUGGCUCUUCUGAUUUGCAUAUCUCAAAUGAUUUCAUCAAUCAUAUCCAAGAUUAUUACUCAUCAUCCCCCCCCCACC